UAAGCUCAAGGAUGUGGGGGCUCCGGAUGAGUCCCAGAGAAGAGCUCAGGAGAGGAGGAUGGAAGUGGGGUGGCCUUCCUGGACAGCAGUCUUCCUCCGCCUCACUGUCAGCUUUCUGCUUCCAGGAAGAGGCGACACUUUCACCAUCAAUUGCUCAGGCUUUGACCAAUAUGGGGUAGAUCCCGCGGCCUUCCAAGCAGUGUUUGACAGAAAGGCCUUCCGUCCAGUCAUCAACAACAGCAUGCCCACUCAAGUCAACAUCUCCUUCACCCUGUCCGCCAUCUUGGAAGUGGACGCACAGCUCCAGCUUCUGACGUCAUUCCUGUGGAUGGACUUGAUGUGGGACAACGCCUUCAUCAGCUGGAACCCACAAGAGUGUGUCGGCAUCAACAGACUUACUAUAUCUGCUGAAAACCUGUGGCUCCCAGACAUCUUCAUUGUGGAAUCCAUGGACGUGGACCAGACUCCUUCGGGUCUCACCGCCUACGUCAGCAGCAGAGGCCAGAUCAAGUAUGACAAGCCCAUGCGGGUGACCAGCAUCUGCAACCUGGACAUCUUCUACUUCCCCUUCGACCAGCAGAACUGCACGCUCACCUUCAGCCCCUUCCUCUACACGGUGGACAGCAUGCUCCUGGGCAUGGACAAGGAAGUGUGGGAGAUCACAGACACCUCUCGUGACGUCAUUAAGACCCAGGGAGAAUGGGAGCUCCUGGGCAUCAACAAGGCCACCCCAAAGAUGUCCGUGGGCAGCAACCUCUACGACCAGAUCAUGUUCUAUGUGGCCAUCAGGCGCAGGCCCAUCCUCUACGUCAUCAACCUUCUGGUGCCCAGUGGCUUCCUGGUCGCCAUCGACGCCCUCAGCUUCUACCUGCCGGCUUCUCUGCCGUCCUGGAGUGGGAACCGCGCCCCGUUCAAGAUCACCCUCCUGCUGGGCUACAACGUCUUCUUGCUCAUGAUGAACGACCUGCUCCCUGCCAGCGGCACCCCCCUCAUCAGUGUCUACUUCGCGCUGUGCCUGUCCCUGAUGGUGCUCAGCCUGCUGGAGACCGUCUUCAUCACCUACCUGCUGCACCUGGCCACCACCCAGCCGCCGCCCAUGCCUGGCUGGCUCCACUCCCUGCUGCCGCGCCGCACCGCCGAGUUCCCCGGGUGUCCUGCACCGACAGAGGUUCAGGGGGACCACGAGGCCCGGAAGCAGCGCUUGGUGGAGCUGUGGGUGGAGUUCAGCCACGCGAUGGACACCCUGCUCUUCCGCCUCUACCUGCUCUUCAUGGCCUCCUCCGUCAUCACCGUCGUCGUCCUCUGGAAUACCUAGGCAGACCAUCUCACUCUGCAAACCACAGCUUGGAGUUUGGAGUUUCUUCUGCUCUUAGAGCCAGCCAGACCCGGGCCACUUUCCUAGCCUCAGUCACUCAUCCCCAGUGACUACCGUGUCCCCUUCUGUAUUCAAAAACUCCAGCCCAGCACUACUGAGCAGAAACGUCCAGAACACCCGGGACCUUCCCAGCUUCUCACAUGUCACGGCCUUGGUCCUCCCUGCCACCAGUGUCCCUGAGCCACACUAGCUUCCUUGGAAGUCCAGGGCAGUGGAGCCUCUCUGACUGACCACCCACAGCCUUCCAGAAAGUACCGGCUCCUCGGUAUGCGAUCCUAGGUCCGGGAACUCUGGGGCAGGGAGGCCUCUUGCAGAAGCUUUGAUACUGCACCCUAAAUGGAUAAUCUGAUUUGGUUGUACAUAUUUGAGACACUGUCAGA
Molecule: messenger RNA, 1755 nt
Organism: Tupaia belangeri chinensis (Chinese tree shrew)
Lineage: Eukaryota; Metazoa; Chordata; Mammalia; Scandentia; Tupaiidae
Product: 5-hydroxytryptamine receptor 3C-like
Biological process (GO): monoatomic ion transmembrane transport
Cellular component (GO): membrane
Molecular function (GO): transmembrane signaling receptor activity; extracellular ligand-gated monoatomic ion channel activity
Source: RefSeq, a predicted model, not a curated record